Molecule: messenger RNA, 1274 nt
Organism: Pseudovirgaria hyperparasitica
Lineage: Eukaryota; Fungi; Ascomycota; Dothideomycetes; Acrospermales; Acrospermaceae
Exons: 3
Coding region: 174-1118 (314 amino acids)
Biological process (GO): proton transmembrane transport; potassium ion transport
Cellular component (GO): mitochondrial inner membrane
Source: RefSeq, a predicted model, not a curated record
GCCUCCUCCGCUAACCUUUGCGCCGCCCUCUACCUUGCUCAUAGACCUCAGCGCAUCUUACUGGACAUCCCUUCAAGCUUCUUGGCUGAAGCUCAAUUGUGCGACAACAUGUGUUGAGAUAUACGAAAGAAGACAUCUACUCCCGCACACAGCGAAACGCGCCUUUCGUCGCGAUGCGCCUCUUCCUGUUGCCUAUCUCGACCCGCCACACUCUCCUCUACUGCGAGCGCACCCAAGCGAAGGCCACCGUCGAAGCUGUUGCGAAACAAUCAUACGUUGAUCGGAUCACGAACAAAGCUAAUGAGACAUGGGCGAAGUGGGAAAACUCUGAGCCCAAGCCUUUCUUGAAGGGAGGAUGGCAAAAGACAGUAACGGUUCAGGGGAACAAGAUCUUGAGAAGGAUACCAUACCAGGAAUGGGGACUCAAAACAGUACCAUCAUUGAACGAUAAGCGUAAAGAGGUCUUGUUGGCCGGCAAGGAGAAAGUUGAGAUCUUGUUCCCUGGGAAGUACCUUGCCGACAGUAAGAUUGAAAGCGUUUUGCAGAAACUGGCGACCGAAAGACAAGCCCUACAUAAGAAGCGUCUAACAUGGUGUAUCAUUGGAAUGCCUAUCGUUUCUCCUUUCGCACUUGUUCCUAUAAUACCGAAUAUUCCUUUCUUUUACUUAGCGUUUCGCGCAUAUUCGCACUGGAAAGCACUCGCUGGAUCCAAGCAUAUACAAUUCCUUCUUGAAAAGACACUGUUCAGCAAAACUCCCUCCUCCGAUCUAGACCAGGUUUAUACCGCCGGGCUUAUGUAUCCAACACGCCAGAUAUCCCGUGAUUCGCCCUAUCCCACUGCAGAACAGAUCACGUCUGUCUCUGAGCUUGUGCAAAAGCAAACAAAUAACGACGCAGAGGAUGUUAUGGUGUUGCAAAAGUGGAAUGGGAAGUUAAUCGCGGAGCGUUUCAAGCUUCCCGAGAUGGAAGUCGAAAUUGAGCGUGCGGUUGAGCAAGUCGAAAAAGACAUCAAGAGUCAGCAAGAACUCAAGCAAGAAAAACAAGAGAUUGAGGUUGCGACUGGGAAUCGCGCUAAAGUAGAAGAGAUUGCAAGAGAGCAUCAAAAAGACAAAAAAUGACCAGUUCACUGGUCAACGAUCAAUGUACAUACAGAUGAGCAGCUGCUGACGAGUGGGAUGAAGAAAAACUAUCCGCUAGAUAUGUAUGAUAAUGUAUGCGUAGAAGACGCCGUAAUCACGACCCAGUAACCAUCCAUUACUCUUUACAACCCAAGC